Molecule: messenger RNA, 708 nt
Organism: Symbiodinium sp. CCMP2456
Lineage: Eukaryota; Dinophyceae; Suessiales; Symbiodiniaceae
Source: the annotation of a GenBank genome assembly
AUGGCCCAAUCUUUGGAUGUUCUCUCACGUCGCCAGCAGUUCUGCUCCGCUGAUGAACCCCUUCAGCUGCUGUCCCAUCACUUGAGACAUCGCUACGGGCAGCUGGAGCGUUCUCAGAGCCCGCAGGCAGCGCUGGUAGGCCGAAUGACGGAUUUGGUGAACCAGGAGUUUCGCAUUCUCGAUACGUGUAUGAAAUUCACCGAAGCUUGUGGAGAGAUUGUUGCGGAAUGCGAGAGAGCGGAGCAAGUGCCAGAUGCAUUACUCUCGGACAUGUUGGAAGAAUGGAUGGACUAUUGCCAGACCCUACAGCUACUCAGUCAGCAGCGCAAGGACAACGUGACGGCCAUCGUCGAGAUGGAAAAGCAAAAUUUGGAGGAAUUCCGCCGCCUCCAUCAGUCGAUUGAAAAUCGGAAGAACCUUCGGACUGCUCUUACGGCGGUUGGAACCACUACAGUCACGACAGUGGGAGCAGCAGUUGCCAUAACUGCCGCAGGUCCAGUGUCGUUGGUGGCAGCAGCCUUGGUGGGUUUGGCAGCAGGAAUCUCGGACCAACAGCACCGAGAUGCAACCAACCGAGUCCAGCAAAUGUGCCCGUUCAGUGCAUGGAGACCUUCGCCAAGAACUUGGACGAUGCCAUUGGAGUUAUUGCCAAGGAUGGUUCUAAGAUUUCGGGGCGCUCUGCUCGCAUCAAGCGCCGCAUGGAUAUGA